Archocentrus centrarchus (flier cichlid) is the source of this 1364-nucleotide messenger RNA. RefSeq names its product dead end protein 1-like. Lineage: Eukaryota; Metazoa; Chordata; Actinopteri; Cichliformes; Cichlidae. The record is from RefSeq and is a predicted model, not a curated record. The transcript is spliced from 6 exons. Gene Ontology annotation, molecular function: RNA binding. The coding region runs from base 137 to 1240 and encodes 367 amino acids.
UCUACAACCACGACGAUGGAAAAUAAGGAGACCCAGAGAGAAGGGCUGGUCUUCAUCUCAGGCUCACAGUGCUGGCUAUAAGCAGAAAUGCUCCUUUGACCCACUGCUGAAAUCUAAGGUGCUGAACCUUGAGCGGAUGCAGGCUCUGGGAACCUGGCUGCAAACAACCAACACAAAGCUGAUUCAAGUUAAUGGCCAGAGAAAAUAUGGAGGACCGCCUGAGGUGUGGGAUGGUCCCACCCCAGGACCCCACUGCGAGGUCUUCAUCAGCCAGAUCCCACGGGACACCUAUGAAGACCUGCUGAUCCCCCUGUUCAGCUCUGUGGGAGCGCUCUGGGAGUUCCGACUUAUGAUGAACUUCAGCGGGCAGAACCGUGGCUUUGCCUAUGCCAAAUAUGGCUCACCAGCUAUAGCUGCUGAAGCCAUUCGCCAGCUUCAUGGCUACCUGCUGGAGCCCGGCCACCACCUCAGUGUCUGCCACAGCACUGAGAAGAGACAUCUCUGUAUUGGGGAUCUGCCUGCUGCCACUAGACAAGAGGACAUACUGCAGAUGCUGCGUGUGUUGGUCGAAGGGGUGGAGAGAGUGUCCCUGAAGGCCGGCCCUGGUAUAGCGGGGGUAUCUGCUAUAACUGCUUUCUCAUCUCACCAUGCUGCGUCUAUGGCUAAGAAAGUGUUGAUGGAAGAGUUUAAGAAGCAAUUUGCAAUGGCUGUGUCAGUCAAGUGGCAUUCAACCGAGAAGCUGAACCCUGCCGAGCCACGCUGCCCUCAGAAACCUGCAAAGAGCCUGUUGCCAUCACCCCAGAGGCCCCCGCGCUACACCAAAAAUCCCCCACAGCCCUCAGCACCGCCUCCAGGCCUGCCCCUCCCUCUAUCCAUCCCCUCAGCUUUCUGCAAAGCAGUGGGCGGUCCCACUGCCCCACAGCUCCCUCACCCCAAACCCUGUCCCACCUCUUUCUUCACCGAGGGGCUUCUUGGAGCAUCACCAGUAAUGCUCCUCCAAAAACUAUGUGAGGUGAUGGGCUUUGGCCAGCCAUUUUAUGAUAUGCAGUACAACCAUACUGGGCCGGAUGGAUUCCUCUACUUCUCCUAUAAGGUGCAGAUCCCUGGGAUCACUGCUGUUUUCAAGGGGCUGGUCCUGAUCGCACCAGGAUCCAGUGCCCGCACCAUGGUAGGAGAGGCCCAGAAGGCUGCAGCCCAGCAGAUCCUGCAGAAGGUGUGCCUCAACCAGUUCAACGCCUGAUGCUGUUGUGGAGUUGUGUUUUCACUCCAUUUGGGAUGUUAUGUAGUUUAAUUUCCUGCAUGUUUUUAUUAGCACUGUUUAUUUGUCUUAUUUGAACUUAUGCUUUUUAUCUAUGUUGUCUGUU